Tyto alba (common barn owl) is the source of this 5744-nucleotide messenger RNA. It is a transcript of the gene AP2A2, whose product is annotated as adaptor related protein complex 2 subunit alpha 2. Lineage: Eukaryota; Metazoa; Chordata; Aves; Strigiformes; Tytonidae. Gene Ontology annotation, biological process: clathrin-dependent endocytosis; intracellular protein transport. The record is from RefSeq and is a predicted model, not a curated record. Gene Ontology annotation, cellular component: membrane coat; AP-2 adaptor complex. The coding region runs from base 171 to 3068 and encodes 965 amino acids. The transcript has 23 exons. Gene Ontology annotation, molecular function: clathrin-cargo adaptor activity.
CUCGCGCUCCGGCCGCUCGCGGGGGCGCGGGAGUCGCCCCGGCGCCUGCGCGCUGCAUCGGCGGCCGCGGCCUGGAGAGCCCCGCGGGGAGAGCGGGCGGCGGCGGCGGCCCCGGUCCCGGUUUUGCGGCGGUUUGGUGCGUGGCUGGGCGGCCGUGAUCGUGCGCCACCAUGCCGGCGGUGUCGAAGGGCGAUGGGAUGCGCGGCCUGGCCGUUUUCAUCUCCGAUAUCCGGAACUGUAAAAGUAAAGAAGCAGAGAUAAAGAGAAUAAAUAAAGAACUAGCAAACAUUCGGUCAAAAUUUAAAGGCGACAAGGCUCUGGAUGGUUACAGUAAGAAAAAAUAUGUCUGCAAACUGCUUUUCAUCUUUCUCCUGGGGCAUGACAUUGACUUUGGUCACAUGGAGGCUGUAAACCUGCUCAGUUCCAAUAGAUACACAGAGAAACAAAUUGGAUAUCUCUUCAUCUCUGUACUAGUGAACUCUAACAGUGAGCUGAUUCGUUUAAUAAACAACGCGAUCAAGAACGAUCUGGCCAGCCGAAACCCCACCUUCAUGGGGCUUGCUCUGCAUUGUAUUGCUAAUGUGGGUAGCCGGGAGAUGGCAGAAGCAUUUGCUGGAGAAAUUCCAAAAAUACUUGUAGCUGGAGAUACUAUGGAUAGUGUGAAGCAGAGCGCUGCCCUUUGCUUGCUGCGUUUAUAUAGAACUUCUCCUGACCUUGUCCCCAUGGGAGACUGGACGUCUAGAGUGGUGCACCUCCUUAAUGACCAGCACUUGGGUGUGGUUACUGCAGCUACAAGUCUGAUCACCACUUUGGCACAGAAGAACCCAGAAGAGUUUAAAACUUCAGUCUCCUUGGCAGUGUCUAGAUUAAGCAGAAUUGUAACUUCUGCAUCAACAGAUCUUCAGGACUAUACGUAUUAUUUUGUUCCUGCUCCUUGGUUAUCUGUGAAACUUCUGAGGCUGUUACAGUGCUAUCCACCUCCAGAAGACCCGGCGGUACGUGGUCGUCUAACAGAAUGCCUGGAAACUAUUCUUAACAAAGCACAGGAGCCACCAAAGUCAAAAAAAGUACAACACUCAAAUGCAAAGAAUGCUGUGCUGUUUGAGGCAAUAAGCUUAAUUAUACAUCAUGACAGUGAGCCAAAUCUACUAGUCCGUGCCUGUAACCAGCUAGGUCAGUUCUUGCAACACCGAGAAACUAAUUUGCGUUACCUAGCACUGGAAAGCAUGUGCACGCUUGCCAGCUCUGAAUUCUCACAUGAGGCUGUGAAAACACACAUAGAAACAGUUAUCAAUGCAUUGAAGACUGAGAGAGAUGUAAGUGUACGACAAAGAGCUGUAGAUCUCCUGUACGCCAUGUGUGACCGGAGCAACGCCCAGCAGAUUGUGGCUGAAAUGCUGAAUUACUUGGAGACUGCUGAUUAUUCCAUUAGAGAAGAAAUUGUUCUGAAAGUUGCAAUUCUAGCUGAGAAGUAUGCAGUGGAUUAUACCUGGUAUGUGGAUACCAUCUUGAAUCUGAUUCGCAUUGCUGGUGACUAUGUCAGUGAAGAAGUGUGGUAUCGAGUUAUUCAGAUUGUCAUCAACAGGGAUGAUGUUCAAGGGUAUGCAGCAAAGACUGUUUUUGAGGCCCUUCAAGCUCCAGCGUGCCAUGAGAAUCUUGUAAAAGUAGGUGGCUACAUCUUGGGAGAGUUUGGAAAUCUGAUAGCAGGUGAUCCAAGAUCAAGUCCCCUCAUCCAGUUCAACUUGCUACAUUCCAAGUUUCAUCUGUGUAGUGUUCCUACCCGAGCUCUGCUUCUGUCUACCUACAUCAAGUUUGUGAACCUGUUUCCAGAAAUCAAAACUACAAUUCAAGAUGUAUUGCGCAGUGACAGUCAGCUUAAGAAUGCUGAUGUUGAGCUGCAGCAGCGAGCUGUUGAGUAUUUGAGGCUCAGUACUAUUGCCAGUACUGAUAUAUUGGCUACGGUGCUGGAAGAAAUGCCCCCCUUUCCAGAGAGGGAAUCUUCUAUUUUGGCUAAGCUCAAGAAGAAGAAAGGCCCAGGCACAGUUACUGACCUGGAAGAGAUCAAAAAGGAGAGGAGCUCUGAUAUGAACGGAAGCGCUGAACCUGCCUCUGUCAAUGCCAGUGCUGUUUCAACUCCUUCUCCAUCUGCGGAUCUGCUGGGUCUGGGCGCUGCCCCUCUCACCAAUUCAGCUCCCCCACCGUCCUCUAGUGGUAGCCUGCUGGUGGAUGUAUUUUCAGAUUCAGCUUCUGCAGUUGCACCUCUUGCUCCUGGUUCUGAUGACAACUUUGCGAGCCCUGACCUGGCUUCAUCUGAGGUAGUUUCUGAGGAACCAGCUGAUACUGUGCAUGAUGCUGAUGAGCUUUUUCACAAGUUUGUGUGUAAAAAUAAUGGAGUCUUAUUUGAAAAUCAGUUGCUACAAAUUGGAUUGAAAUCUGAAUUUCGACAGAACCUGGGACGUAUGUUCAUAUUCUAUGGUAAUAAGACAUCAACACAGUUCCUGAAUUUUACUCCAACAGUAAUCUGCUCAGAUGACCUGCAGUCAAGCCUGAAUCUUCAGACGAAACCUGUUGAUCCCACAGUGGAUGGAGGUGCACAGGUUCAGCAGGUCGUAAACAUCGAAUGUGUGUCAGACUUCAUGGAAGCUCCAAUCCUGAACAUUCAAUUCAGGUAUGGCGGAACAUUCCAAAAUCUUUCAGUAAAAUUACCCAUCACACUGAACAAGUUUUUCCAGCCAACAGAGAUGUCUUCUCAAGACUUUUUUCAGCGUUGGAAGCAACUGAGCAAUCCGAAACAAGAAGUACAGAAUAUCUUUAAAGCAAAACACCCAAUGGAUGCAGAGAUCACAAAAGCAAAGAUAAUUGGCUUUGGAUCAGCCCUACUUGAGGAGGUAGAUCCCAAUCCUGCUAACUUUGUCGGUGCUGGUAUCAUACAUACAAAAACUACUCAGAUUGGAUGCUUGCUGCGCCUCGAACCCAACCUCCAGGCACAGAUGUAUAGGCUCACACUACGAACAAGUAAAGAAGCUGUAUCUCAGAGAUUAUGUGAAUUGCUGUCAGAACAGUUUUAAUAUUAACCAUGUCAGUUUUGGUUUUUCCAUUUAUAUCACUGUCAUCAUACUGCAAAUAAAUGUCUUGUACAUCACUGUCUGAGUACUGCAAUGUUAACCAAUGCCAGCUCCCUGCCUUAAUAGGACUUGACCCUUGUUUGAAAUUAAGAUUAUAAAAUGUACAGUACAUGGAAGUGACUUUUUACAUUAAAAAUGGCUUUUAGUGUGUUACACAAAGGGUGGGAGGGCUGUCUUGUGCUCCUUUUUUUGCAGAGGUCAGGCUUUUAAACUUGUUAAAGGGAAAUUGAUUUAGAAAUGGUAACCAAGGAUUUCAACUGGAAAUGGCCAGUAACGUUCUGCCUUGGUGCCUUUAACAGGUACUCCCUCUGCCCUGAGCUGAAGGAAACCAAGGUAAUGCUGCUCAGUAAGGUGAAUUCAGAUGUUAAUGUAGAGUCAAAACUUCGUGAAGUUGAACAUUGCCACAGGUCUUGUAGUGGGUGGAAGGGCAGAUUCCAGGAUACGUUUGAAUCUGAUUCACGUGAACAUUUAUGUUGAUUGUCACUGAUAUUUGUAUUUGAAAAAUGCCACAGGACCCGAGUCUUAAAGAAUGAAUCUUGUAAUCCUUUACAUCUUAAUGUUUCCUGAUCUUUGUAAAGUGGAUUGAAUGCCUCAAAUGAGGUGAGCUUCUCUGGUAGGUGGUGAGUGAGUACAUGCUUGUUCGGUUUGACUAGCAAUGAAGUUAAAUAUUCUGUUCUGUGUUUUUUCUGUUUCCCAUCAGACUUUAUCACAUCAUUAGGACUGCAGAGUCUGGUAUUGUAUAAAAGGAGAAGUGGGAAGAAAUGGGCCCUUGAAGGGCUGUAAGGCAUGUACUCUUUCAGAUGAAAAUGUAAUUUUAAACAAUAUUCUUUUCCCCAGUGUACAGAAAUGUUAAAGCUCGAGAGGCUGAGUAACUGAUAUCUGCACAGUUUCUUGUCUGGCGGUGGCAGUAAAAAUAUCCACCGGGGUGUAGGAGACUUGUGGUGAGGCCAAGAGAAGGCCCAAAAAUGUUCAGCUGUUACAGUGGCUUUCGCAACCGAAGCCUUUGCAGCUCGUUCCACAUGGGCGAACGCCCUGCAGCUUCCCUGCAGAAGUGAGUGGACGCGACUUCGGCUCACGCUCUCUGAGCCUUGAGCUACAGCAAAGGCUGCUAAGAGAAAGCAGGUGAGGUAGUGCAGUUAGAAACUGCGGGCGGUUGUCGGCGGGUACUACAGGUCACGAUGAACUAAGCUGAGGAGUGAACCUCGGAUGGAGAUCUCCUCAAGGUUAUUUAAAGGAAGCCCGGGACUGCUGUCUCACAACACAAACAGCCAGGCGUGCCCGUGAAGGAAAGGUUCUGAGUGAUAGUGAUGAUGUUGAAAAUACAUUUAAAUGAGGCUCCUGUCGUGCUGCCCGGUGCACAGCAGGGGACGGGAUUUUACAUGAUUGAGUGUGCCUUGGCUUUUUUUCCUUCAGUGCUUGGAGUUAAAGUGAUGGAACUGGGUUGAUUAUAAUUUGGUUUGGUUGGAGGCUGGCAAUUGUACUUGAGUGCGAGUGAAAAAUGAGGAACAAAGGUUUGGCUGUGGUGUGUGGAUUUGAGGAGGGUUUUUUGUUGUGGUUUUUUUUCCCCAAAUGGCUGGUAACUAUGGAUGUUAUGACUGAAAACUUGGCUAUAGUCCUGGUCUUUCUGCAAAAGUUCUCUUGGAACAAUUGGCCCUUUUAUGGCCUUUCAAGUAGCUAAUCAAGACUCUUUGAUCACAAACAUUGUCUUUGAAAAUCUUCAGGAGCAGUUCCUGCAGUCAGGUUGGGCAGAUGGCAAAGUGCUGAUGGACUACCUUGUGUUUUGUCCGUAUGUCUCCCUUAGUCCUGUUAUCUCAACCGUGCUGUUGGCUGCUACAUUAAAAAUCUGAAGUGCUGAACUAAAGGGAGUCUUAGCAAAGACAGGGGAGGAGCUUCUAUUUAAUUUUUCCCAAAUCCUGUUGUAUAUCUGUCCCCCUGAAAAUGUUCUACGCCCUCAUUAAAGGACACAUUGAGACACUGCACUACUUUGAUUUACUUUGCUUUGGUUCAAACUGUGCUAAAAUGUGCAUUAAAAAUGUGCAAAGGAGGGGGGUAAGGGAAAGUGUCUUUUCAGUGGUGACUGUGUUAAACUUAUGACUGUUCACACUUUGUAUUAAAUGUCAGCUCAAUGAAGCCGUGGGCAGAAAAGUGAACAAAUUAAGGAAAAAUACUUGAUUAUUUUUUUUUUCUUUUUUUGUGAAUGAUGGUUAACUUACCAAAGUGAUGUAUCCUGUCAAGCAAAGUAAUUUCUGCAGUAAACAGUGUUAUUGUUUUUAAGUACAGUAUUUUCAGGCAUUGACAUGUGAAAAUAACUGAAUAGCAAAACAGGUAGCAUAUGUUCAUUCUUGACCUACACUCCAGUAUGUAACAUUUAUGGUGAUUGUCUUAUUUGUACAAAACAAAGUUCUGUCAAAUUAAGUGAAGAAUUUUCAUAUAGGAGACUAUAUAUUAGACUAUAUUCAUCAGAAGAACGUAUUAAGACUAAAUAAAUGAUUAGAACAGUAAUCAAACUGUCCUUUUUUUUUUUUGUCUGGGGGCAUGGAAGUGUAAAGAAUACUUGCAUGAAAUGGUUGUUGUGGAACAACAGUUUAUGUGUAAUAGUAAAUUCUUUUCUGCAAACUA